Rasamsonia emersonii CBS 393.64 is the source of this 1413-nucleotide messenger RNA. RefSeq lists its product as uncharacterized. The transcript is spliced from 3 exons. The record is from RefSeq and is a predicted model, not a curated record. Gene Ontology annotation, molecular function: FAD binding. Bases 1 to 1413 code for a protein of 470 amino acids. NCBI's taxonomy places the organism in Eukaryota, Fungi, Ascomycota, Eurotiomycetes, Eurotiales, Trichocomaceae.
AUGAAAAACCAUAUCACGCCAGCGCUUGCGCAAGACCUUAGAUCUCAACUGGAUGCCAGCACCAAACUUGUGACACCCAGUUCCCCUGAUUAUGGGACGGCGAUUAUGCGGUGGUCGGACACGGCGGUCAGACCUGCAGUAUGGCGCCGUGGCAUUCCCUCAGACUGGAAAUUUGCAUCCCAACACCAGCUCGAUCUUGCUGUGAAAGGUGGUGGGCAUUCAACCGGCGGCACUAGUUCAUCUGAAGGUGGGCUGGUCAUUGAUCUUGCCCAGAUGCGGCAAGUCACAGUCAACGAAGAGGAGAAGAUCAUUACUGCUCAGGGCGGUGCCCUAUGGGGAGAUGUGGACAAAACAGCAGCCCAAUACGGCCUUGCCACUGUGAGUGGCACGGUUAGUCAUACUGGGAUCGGGGGCCUUACUCUAGGCGGUGGUUUUGGCUGGCUAAGUGGGGAGCAUGGGCCCGUAAUUGACAACCUUGUUGGGGCAAAGGUUGUUAUUGCUAAUGGGGAGAUCCUCAAUGCAUCAGAGACUGAGAACCAGGAUCUUUUCUGGGCGAUCCGUGGUGCCGGUCACAACUUUGGGGUGACCGUGGAAUUCCGGUAUCAAGCUUAUGAGCAACCGAACCCCAUCUAUGCUGGUAGACUGGUGUUCAGCCCGGAUAAGUUGAGCAAACUCAUGAAUGUGCUCAAUGAGAGGCAUUGGAGCCCCAAUCCGAAAGCUGGCUUGCAUUGCAUUUUUGCUAAACCAUCAUCAGAUGCGACGGGCCCCAAGAUUAAUGUGGUCCUCUUUUAUAAUGGAGAUGAACAAGCUGCGAGGAAGCAUUUCGGUGGUAUAUUUGACCUGGGCCCUGAGACUACGAGCCUAUCAUCGAUCCCAUACCCUCAGGUGAACGAGUUACUAAAUGAUAUGGCCCGACCCGGCGGCCGAAGGGCAUUAAAGGGCGCCACCUUCACACCUCCUAUCCGAAUAGAAUUCGUGCAGUGGCUAUGGGAAGAAUUCACCAGGAAGCUCCGCGAGGAGCCCGAUCUGGACCAGGACAGGACAUUUUUUACCAUUGAGUUUUACGAUAUGACCCAGAUCGCUAAAGUCACCGUUGAAGCAACGGCUUUCCCAACACGAGGCUUCUACCAAGGAGGCAUGCUGGGAAUCACCUGGUCCGACCCCAGAAAAGACGACCAAUUCCGGGAAUGGGGCCGCUAUUUGCAAUCGAAGUGCAGAGAUGAGAUCAAAAAGAUUGUUGCUCAGCCACAGUCUGGAACAAUACUGGAAUAUGCCAAUUAUAGCGAACCUGGCGACCUGAACUACCAUGCUCCAUUUGGUGUGAAUCAGAAGAAACUGGCUCGACUCAAGGCCAAGUUCGAUCCGGCGUGUCUUUUCCACAGGACCAAUCCGAUCACACCGGAAUUCGACUGA